Mya arenaria is the source of this 640-nucleotide messenger RNA. RefSeq lists its product as uncharacterized. The transcript is spliced from 4 exons. Lineage: Eukaryota; Metazoa; Mollusca; Bivalvia; Myida; Myidae. The record is from RefSeq and is a predicted model, not a curated record. Bases 83 to 535 code for a protein of 150 amino acids.
CGGAUGCGCACGUCCUGUUCGGAUUAUUUCUCUGCACGCAUACCAAAAACAGUUGUUUAAACCUUUCUGGACUGACAACAGCAUGGCGGUGUGGCAUGUUUUUGUAGUCGUCGUGGCGUUAGUUCCAGGGUUGCCAACGGAGAAGCCACCUCGCGGUGAUACAACGGGUUGGAAAUGGACAAAGGAAAAGCCUGACCACGACGGAUGCCUCGGGGGCACGCGAAAGCACGCCUACAUUGAGAGACGUUUCCACGAGGUUUUUGCUGUACACCAAAUGCACGCAAGUACAUUAUGCGCUGGUGGAGUAGUGUACAACAAGGACACCGAGCGCAGCCCUUGUGUUAUGGAAAAGGUUCUCUGUGAAAUUAGCGGGUGCAAUAUUUCGGGAAUGGUCCCAAAGAAAUGCGCAGAAGUGGUUUCUUCCAAAACUUACUGUCGUCAAGUCUAUGAUGAGUUCGAGAUAGCCUGGCACGACGGAACGCCUGACAGCGUUGUUUUGCCUGUGGCCUGCGUCUGUACAGAAUUUAAGAAGUAAUACGCAUCACUCCAAAAGCAAAGCGGGUGAAGACGCAAAAAGAACUUCAACGAAUGAAAUAUUAAUGUUGCCCGACAUAUAUAUAUAAACUUUUAGCAAAUUGCA